Molecule: messenger RNA, 654 nt
Organism: Magnolia sinica
Lineage: Eukaryota; Viridiplantae; Streptophyta; Magnoliopsida; Magnoliales; Magnoliaceae
Exons: 2
Coding region: 1-654 (217 amino acids)
Source: RefSeq, a predicted model, not a curated record
AUGGUAGCCCUCCUCCGAUGCUAUGCCAACAUUUUCGCAUGGUCCCAUGAGGACAUGCCUGGAAUUGAUCACGCCAUCAUCACACAUCAAAUGAAUAUCGAUCCAUCCUCCCGACCAAUUCGACAGAAGCGACGUGCUCUCGGCCCUGAGAGAUAUGCCGUGAUUGAAGAAGAGAUUGGCAAACUCCUCAAAGCCAAUUUUAUUGAAGAAGUCUACAACCCAGACUGGGUGGCCAACAUCAUACUGUUACCAAAGAUGAUCAAAGAUAUACAGAGGCUCAAUGGAAGAGUAGGAACCCUCAAGCGCUUCGUGUUUCGAGCUACGGACAAAUGUCUCCCUUUCUUCAAGCAAUUGAAGGGGAGACAGAUAGUAGAUUGGACCAAAGAAUGCGAGGCAACCUUCCAGCAGCUCAAACAAUACCUAGGAUCACCGCCCUUGCUAUCUAAACCCGAGCUAGGUGAAACUCUGUUGCUAUACUUGGCCGUAUCCAAUGCAGCAGUGAGCUCGGUGUUGAUUAGAGAGCAUGAGGGUAAACAGUUCCCAGUGUAUCACGUCAGCAAAGCUCUGGUACCUGCAGAGACGAGAUAUCCCUCGUUGAAAAAGUUGGCUUUAGCUUUGGUGAUCUCUUCUCGACGCCUGUGGCCAUAUUUCUAA